This is a messenger RNA of Triticum turgidum subsp. durum (durum wheat), 942 nucleotides long. Lineage: Eukaryota; Viridiplantae; Streptophyta; Magnoliopsida; Poales; Poaceae. The record is from the annotation of a GenBank genome assembly.
AUGGAACAAACUGGGCUGUGCUUUCUCUGUUUUGCCUUCUUGCUCCUUCUGACUUGUGGUGAAUCUUUAGAAGAUAAAGGUUAUGGUGCAAGUGCAUAUGCUGUGCACUGGGACCCCGAUCAUCCACAUUCAGAAGAGAGAGGUUACGGUGCAAGUGCAUAUGCUGUGCAUUGGGACCCCGAUCAUCCACAUUCCGAAGAAAACGGUUUUGGUACGAGUGCGUAUGCUGUGGACUGGGACCCCGAUCAUCCACAUUCCGCUUCUGAUGUUCCCGAAGCAACGGCAAAACACCAUCAGAUAAAAGUUCAAACUGGCAUGUUGUUCCUGAAGAAAAAUCUGCAUGUUGGCACUGUACUUCCGAAAGGAACCACUUUUUCCCGAGCCGGUGCACCAAAGCCUGUCGAUUCCAUCUCUACUCCGUUGGAGUCGAAGCACUUGCGAACCAUCCUUGCGCAUUUCAAGAUUCAUCAUGGCUCGAUGAAGGCGAAGCAGGUAGCUGAGACCCUUGAGUCAUGCGGCAAACUGGAUGACAAGGAGGAGCCUCACAUGUGCUUCACAUCUCGUGAAGCAAUGGCAAGGUUUGCGACCAAAGCAUUAGGAGCAAUCGGUGCACGAGCAGCCGUUACAAGGAUUCAUGGGCAUGAGACCCCCAACUCCAUGUACGCCGUUGCACAGAUCGCCCAACUCAGCAGCAAUGUGGUGCCAUGCCACCCCAUGGAUUUUCCAUAUGAGGUUUUCUACUGCCAUCGGCCGAAAGAGGUGCAGGCACUGAGGGUGCAACUCAAGGGCUUGAAAGAUGGAAUGCCGCGCGUGACGGCGACAGCCAUGUGCCACAUGAACACAUCUGAUUGGGACGGGCAGUACUUUGAGCUGUUGGGCGGGGAGCGUGGCGAAACCAUUUGCCACUACAUGCCAACAAACUACAUAAUGUUCUACUAUUAG